UCCUUCUUUUCGCAGAUUCACGUUCCCCAAUUCCACUUUGCGUUGCUAGAACGCACCGCCCCAAUCAUAAUAACCUAUUCUCAUCUAUUUUUAUUCACUCAACAAUCUUUUCCUUAGCUCUUUAUAAUAAUUUCUCUUCACUCCUACCCAUCAAUACUUCACUUUCUUCUUCAUCAUCCAACUUCGUUCAUCAUCAUGUCUUUCAGAGGCCUAAGCAGGCCAAAUGCUCCAUCAGGCAUGGGUGUUGCUGAUCACAGCAAAACCACCUUCAUGGAACUGAAGCAGAAGAAGGUCCAUCGCUAUGUGAUCUUUAAGGUUGAUGAGAAGAAAAGGGAGGUUGUGGUUGAGAAGACCGGUGGNCCCGCUGAGAGCUAUGAUGAUUUCGCUGCAUCUUUGCCUGAGAAUGAUUGCAGAUAUGCCGUCUUUGACUUCGAUUUCGUCACUUCUGAGAAUUGUCAAAAGAGCAAAAUCUUCUUCAUUGCAUGGUCUCCUUCAACUUCUCGGAUUCGUGCCAAGAUGCUCUACGCCACAACUAAAGGCAGGUUAAGACGUGAGCUAGAUGGUGUUCAUUAUGAAAUCCAGGCUACUGACCCCACUGAAAUGGAUCUUGAAGUGUUGAGAGCCGUGCACAUUGAAAUGUUUAUGUACUUGUUCAUUUUCUUUUCAGAUUCUAGUAGGUUUCUACUUUCAAUACACACAGAGCACACAAAUAAUACAAAACUCAACAGCAAACCACAAAAACCUCAACAAACACAUCAACCAAAUAUCAACAAUAGAGAAAACUACCAAAUCCUACACAUUACAUACAUUAAAAAAAAAAAUAGAAGAAACGAAAAGAAACUAACCUGUCAAAACGAACAAAGAAGAACCACCGUCCCGCACCGUCGCACCAGCACCCUUCGCGCCGCCGCACACACUGGCUGCAAAGCACCAAACACAACCGCACCGCCCAAUACACCCACAAAACGAAACCAACGUCUACACCUCUCCGCAUCGCGCCGGACUGCCACACAAUCACCGCACCGCCACCCACCGCACACCAACACGCCGCACAAAGCAACAACAGGUUUAGAGGAGGACUGGGAGAGUGAGAGUUGCAGAGAGCAUUUGAAAAUGAAAGCUUUGAUGGGGGUGGGAAUACACGAAGGAGGGAAUCUUGAGUCUGUGUGUGUUCAGAGUGUAAAAGAGGCAGGAUAAGUUAACUUUAGUAAAUAGGAAUAUAAAGGUAAAAAUAAAAAAACAACAAAGUUAUUUUUGUAUUUAAAAAAAAUCCAAAAAAAUUGGGGAGGUGGGGGAUGGAAUUGGGGAGGUACAGGGAGUAACUCCUUUUUCCAGGUGGGGUUCAAGGUCCACGUUCCAGAGAUUUUCCCGUGGUCUUUUGGGUGCUUCUGCCUGCGUUUUCCUGUUUUUUUUUUCCUGCAUCACCAUAAAAGUUAAACUUUCCCCAAA
Vigna radiata var. radiata (mung bean) is the source of this 1449-nucleotide messenger RNA. RefSeq lists its product as uncharacterized. Bases 196 to 1197 code for a protein of 333 amino acids. The transcript has 3 exons. NCBI's taxonomy places the organism in Eukaryota, Viridiplantae, Streptophyta, Magnoliopsida, Fabales, Fabaceae. The record is from RefSeq and is a predicted model, not a curated record. Gene Ontology annotation, molecular function: actin filament binding. Gene Ontology annotation, biological process: actin filament depolymerization. Gene Ontology annotation, cellular component: cytoplasm; actin cytoskeleton.